Molecule: messenger RNA, 2613 nt
Organism: Anopheles marshallii
Lineage: Eukaryota; Metazoa; Arthropoda; Insecta; Diptera; Culicidae
Gene: Saf6
Exons: 7
Coding region: 1-2613 (870 amino acids)
Source: RefSeq, a predicted model, not a curated record
AUGCGGAUGACUGGCACUAUGAAACCAAGUCCGAAAAAAUCCUCUUCGAAGGUGAAACAACGCACCAAGUCGUCCAGCAAUAGCAGCAACAACAACAACAGCAGUAGCAUCCUCGGUACCAAUCAACAACUCUCGGCGGGUACGACGUUAGGUACUUCCGCCUCAUCAUCGAACGCCAAUCAAACUCUGCAGCAGCUAAAUCCACCGCAGAAGCAAACAAUACCACAGAGCGAUUCCUCCGGAAACGAUGCAUCGAACAUGGGCUCUUCCAAAGAAAAGUCUUCCUAUAAAUCGUACGCCGGGCUAAGUUCAAGAUCCGUGCGCACCGCCUGGGAGCAGCACGAUAAGCAGGAAACGGAGGUAGCUCCCGACGUGUACACCAAGCUAGCGGAGGAUGCUACCUACAAACUUUGGGAAUUGGCCAAUAACAUAAAAACAUACAGCCGGCAUUCCAGUGGGCGAGUUACAUGUGAUCUGGUCAACGAAGUGCUUAAAGAUUCCGAUGUACCGCCGAUCGUUGGGGCAAACAGUCAACCCUGGGACAAGAUCGAAUACGAUGGAGCAUACUUUUUCAAUUCGGAUGAAGUUCUUGAUUUGCGUGAGGAGUACAUUAAACACAUAUCGUUGGAGCAACAUAACGUGCCGGUUCUUACCACCACAUGGAUGGCCGAGGCAGACAUUGCAGAGGAUCUGAUAGCGAUGCACAACAAUAUAUGCGAUGCAAUUUUCAUUGGAGAUGAGGAGUGUUUUAAUACGGCUAUCGACAUACUGCAGUACAACCAACAUACACCCUCUCUGAUGAAGCUGUUGCUAACGAAAGCAAUCGAAAUGCUAGGCUUCGAGUAUACGGAGGAAACGUUACGUCGCGCAUUGGAGUAUUUGGAGGCGCUGGUGCAGAACUGCCACGUUGCCCAUUCGGACCUAACGCUGGAGCUUAGUCUGCUGAGCCAGCUGUUUGUUAACCUGCUGCUAGGUCCUGCCGGCUUCGUUCAUGCAAAAUUACUGCAGUCGAACGAGCUAGUCCAUAGACCGGUGUCAACACUCACCGGUACCGAUCCGCAACAUCAGCAAGAUCAGCAGCAACAGCAGCAACAGGUACUGGACACUAUUUCGCCACUUUUCACCAACCCGAUGUCGCUGUUGGAAAACAAUUUACCGCCAGCGGAAGAUUCGAACAAUUCCAACUCGAACGCAACAGAGGAACUUUUGCGCAGCAUAGAAAACAUAAAGGACGGUGCGGAUGGGAUCGAUCUCAACAUUAAGGACGAGUAUGAAGCUCUCUUCUCGAUGGUGCAAGGGCUGGGCAAGCAAGAAAGUGUGGAUGAAAGUAUGGUAGGCACGGAACCGCUUGCCGAAGGUGUGGUAGAUGGGUUUCAGGUAAAAACCGAAUACGACCCCGAUUCGUAUGAUGCAAAUGCGUCAAACUUUAUUGUACAGCAGGCGGCUGGUACGGUAGUGGGAUCGGGUGACCCCACCGAGCAUUCGACCGCACUGCACGAUACUGGUAUUCUGACGAAUGAAAUGUUGAACUCUCUAGCGGCUAGUGCUGUCGCUGCUGCUGCUGUGUCAGGUACAGCAGUGAACAAUGCUGUGACGAUGUUUGAUCUCAAACCGGAUACAAGUAAGAGCAAGAAUGAUACCGGCACACCGCCCACGAUCAUUGACGCAGAUCCGGAAGAAAACGUAAGCUUACCGAUGUCGGAAAGUAGUGACGGCGGUGGCGAGGUGAACAAUCCCAACUCGACCACGCUGGAAAGCGAAAACAUAACAACGUUGAUUUGUGAGGAUUAUCUCGUGGAAAGUGUCUGCCGGGUGAUAGGGUUGUGUGCCAGCAAAUGGGGCUUCGUCGAGCAGGAGUGCACCUUUCUGCUGGUGGAGCGUUUGCAACGGUACUUUCAGGAAAAGAAAACGGCCACAAUCGAUUACAACUGGUUGUCGCGCAUUUUCCGAGGCUUGUGGGCGAUUGGAGAGUUUGCCCUGCGAGAACUGCUGCCCUAUUUCUAUCACAUCGACAGCCAAACGAUCCCAGAGUAUUUGGUACCGCAUUUUUGUACUGCAGGAAUUUUCAUGAACGGGCGUUCCGAUAUCUUCUUCUACGAAUAUUUGUACGACAUUUGUGGCGAUAGUUUGAUGCCGUUCAUGUUUUCAUACGAUCAAUACAUCGAAAAGCAGUACUUGAAGUAUCACAAGAAAAGGUUAAAAGUUUUGGCCACCAAGGAUUGUUACAAAGUCGUAUCUAAGGUAAUUCCGAAACGGCUUCCAUCCUACACCCCACGGACGUCUUCAGCAAAGCCCACACUUCAGGCGGCUUUUGAAGAUUACACUGAUAAACGAUUGCAGAGCCUAUCUUCUUCAAUACAAACUCCAAUCCCACGGAUGGGAUUUAGAUUCCCGGGCUGCCGAUCGAUUGCGUUGAAAACAACAGGAUGCGGUCUGCCGAAAGCAACGACAUUUCAGGGUGCCGAAACGAGCGUUGUUGGAGUAAAACAAAACACAGCUCUUUUGAGUGCUUUUAACUCCAAAAUAGUCGUAGCCAGACGACGAUUACUUGCGCCAGUUACAAACGAACCACCGAAGCAACACGUUUAUAGCUUUGGAACAUGCACAUUGUAA